This is a messenger RNA of Sodiomyces alkalinus F11, 1871 nucleotides long. Its product is annotated as FAD binding domain-containing protein. The record is from RefSeq and is a predicted model, not a curated record. The coding region runs from base 48 to 1550 and encodes 500 amino acids. The transcript has 2 exons. Lineage: Eukaryota; Fungi; Ascomycota; Sordariomycetes; Glomerellales; Plectosphaerellaceae. Gene Ontology annotation, molecular function: FAD binding.
ACAUGUUAUAUGAUUGUUGUCUUCUGUCUCUCCAGCCGGGUGAAAGCAUGUUCAACUCCGCAUUCUUCAUGUUCAGGCUCGUCCUAGCCGUAGCCACUCUGGCUUCGGUCUCUCUCGCAGACACAUGUGAUGACGUCACCGCCCUCGGCGGGAUCGAAGUCGUCAGCCACCGCCUUUCACUGCAAUACAUCCGUGAGCAGAAGCAGUACUGGUCCACAGCGGCCGGGGACUUGAAGCCCAGCUGUCUCCUCUACCCACAGACCACGGACGAGUUGGUCGCCAUCGUGUCUAUCCUCCGAGAUAACAACGAGACCUUCGCCGUCAAAUCCGGGGGCCAUAACCCGAACAACUACUUCUCCAGUGUGCACGGGGGUCCUUUGAUUUCUACUGCGAAGCUGAACCAGGUCACGCUGGACCCUGAGGCCGAGACCGUCCGGGUCGGGCCGGGAAAUCGCUGGGAGGACGUUUCCGAGGCGCUGCAACGCACCGGCUACUCCGCCGUCGGAGGCCGCAUCGGAAAUGUUGGUGUUGGAGGAUAUAUACUUGGAGGUGGCCUGAGCUUCAUGAGCACACAGUACGGCUGGGCCGCCAACUCCGUCCUCGAAUUCGAACUCGUCCUGCCCAACGCAACGGUCAUCAGCGUCACCGACUCCUCCAGCCCGGACCUCUUCCGCGCGCUCAAGGGUGGCGGCAACGCCUACGGCGUCGUGGCCUCCUUCCUCCUGCAGGCCUACCCCCAGGGCGAGGUCUGGGGCGGGGUCCUCACCUACCUGUCCACACCAAAAACCGACGCCGCCAUGCUUCGCGCCAUCCGCGAAUUCACCGAGCACUACCCCGACGAAAAAGCCGCCAUCAUCCCCACCGCGAUCCUCACCGCGGGCGGGGCCCUCAACAUCUGGAUCCUCUUCGUAUACUACAACGGCCCCUCGCCGCCCGCGGGCACCUUCGACGCCUUCGCCGCCCUGCAACCCUUCGCCAACACGGCCCGCACGCAGAGCUACCACAGCCUGGUGACGUCCAACAACUUCGCCGUGGUGGAGGGCAGCGUCUACCACAUCGGCACCGAGACCAUGCCGCUCCCGGACGCGGCGAACGUGGCGGUCCUGGACGACAUCUACGAGCACUGGAAGCAGGUGCGCAGCAGCAUCCUGCUCGUGCCCGGCAUGGUGGGCAACGUCGCCUUCCAGCCCCUCCCGAGGGGGAUGGCACGCAUUGCGCGCGAGAAGGGCGGGGAUUUGCUCGACCUCGACGAUAGCGUCGAUCGGGUCGUGCUCGCGAUUACGGUGAGCCACCUUUUGGACGUCAAUAGCCCGAGGAUACAGGAUGCCUUGCGGAGCGGGUAUAGUGGGAUGAGGGAGAUUGUUUUGCAGGCUACGCGCGAGGGACGGCUUCCCGAGGCGUAUCUGCCGCUCUUCAUGAACGAUGGGUUUUACGAACAGGAUUACUUUGGAAGGUUGAGUCUUGAGAUGGCAGAGUUGGCGGCAAGGGUGCAGGAGGAGGUGGACCCGAGUGGCAUGUUCAGGAAUAGAACGGGAGGAUUCAAACCCUGAACGACUGCGUGGGUGUUGAAGUGAAGUUAGACUAAGGUGUCUGUCUUGAUAGGUUGGAACCUGUAGGGCUGUAAACUCUCAGGUCUCAACUCUCAAAGCAUGUUUGUAAGGUAAGACGAGUUGGGGUUUGUAAGAAAAAGGGGGGGUGUUGUUUUUCUUUUACUUUUUCUUUUCCACUUUAAUGCAGCCUUCACAAACAUGUUGCCAAGAUCAUUGAUUCAUUUUGUGUUAAAGACUGGGCGUUAUGUAUUUUGUUUGUAGCACAUAAUAAUAAUUAGCCAUAAGCCCUCAGGGGGUUUGUGCUCUACUUAACCAGAAAAG